Molecule: messenger RNA, 5968 nt
Organism: Acipenser ruthenus (sterlet)
Lineage: Eukaryota; Metazoa; Chordata; Actinopteri; Acipenseriformes; Acipenseridae
Product: E3 ubiquitin-protein ligase rififylin
Exons: 7
Coding region: 208-1251 (347 amino acids)
Biological process (GO): protein K48-linked ubiquitination; negative regulation of extrinsic apoptotic signaling pathway via death domain receptors; proteasome-mediated ubiquitin-dependent protein catabolic process
Cellular component (GO): cytoplasm; plasma membrane
Molecular function (GO): ubiquitin protein ligase activity
Source: RefSeq, a predicted model, not a curated record
CCUAUCGCACACAAUAAUGUCUCGUUGCGAGUAGCGAUCGACCAGGGUGAGCGUGUCAUUUGUUUCUUUGCUUCCUGUAUUUUUGGUUGUCAGCUUAAACAAAGCGUCUCGUAACGCUUAUGUGAGUUUUAGAUAACCCCGGGUCUACUUAGUUUAGAUAAGCUACACUCACGCCGUUGACGAUCUUCACUGGACGCAGGCUCCUCGAUGUGGGCCUCCUGCUGUAACUGGCUGUGUCUGGACACGCAGCCUGUGGAGGAGGAAAGGGGGCGCAGCCAGCGGCAGGCCUACACCAACUCGGGGUUCAGACCCUCGCCCCCACGCCCCGCUCCGGAGCACACCUGCAAGGCCUGCGGGAGCCACUUCAGCACCAGCUCCAGGAAGCACGUGUGCAUGGACUGUAAGAAGAGUUUCUGUGCAAGCUGCUCGGUGCAGCCUGCCCUGAGUCCCCGCAUGUGCCUCAGCUGCCAGCGGUGCUGCGGCACAGCGUUCUUGCGCACCGAGCUCAUGAAGCUCAAGGUGAAGGAGCUGCGAGACUACCUGCACCUGCACGAGGUCUCCACAGAGCUGUGCCGCGAGAAGGAGGACCUGGUGGAGCUGGUCCUGGGGCAGCACACUCCGCCCGCCAGCCAGGGGCCCAACCCCCCUGCCACCGGGGCCACGCAGGCCACCUCCCAGGGGGGCCCCUCCCCUCACACAGAACCUGCUGCGGAGCCACUUGCUGAGGAAGGCCAGCAGAACCUGGCUGCAGCGAUUCCCCCCAGCCAAGAGGGGGAGACACCUGCCUCUGGGAGUGGUGCAGAGGCCCAGGAGCAGGAGGAGGGGGAGACACAGUCCUCAGAUACGGAGGAGCCCCUCCCCCCGGGCCGCCGCGCCUCGCUGUCCGAUCUCAAGGAGCUGGAGGACAUCGACGCUCUCACUGUGAGGCAGCUCAAGGAGAUUCUGGCACGCAACUUCGUCAACUACAAGGGCUGCUGUGAGAAAUGGGAGCUCAUGGAAAGAGUGACCAGGCUUUACAAUGAGCAGAAGGAGCUGCAGGACUUGGUUGCAAGUAAUGGAGCUAACCGAGACACAGCUGCCCCCCCUGGCUCGGAGGAGAACCUGUGUAAAAUCUGCAUGGACAGUCCCAUAGACUGCGUCCUCCUGGAGUGUGGACACAUGGUCACCUGCACCAAGUGUGGGAAGCGCAUGAGCGAGUGCCCCAUCUGUAGGCAGUACGUGGUCAGAGCAGUGCAUGUCUUCAAGUCCUGAUAGUCACAGGACAGCCGUGUCAGGACAGCCUUAAUGGAACCAGGCACACCAUCUCUCUGUCUCUCUAUCUAUCUAUCUAUCUAUCUAUCUAUCUAUCUAUCUAUCUAUCUAUCUAUCUAUCUUUGAAAACCAAAGGUUUCUCUUCUUUUACAACUGCUCCCAUUGGAAAAGCACUGGGACUUGGAGAGAGUCUCCCUGUGAUGCUUCAUAUCAGCAGGGAUUGAAACUGCGAUUCAGAUCUCUGAAUAAUCCUUCUUCACGCCCCCAGAGUCUCACGUUUUAAUGGAAGAGGAAACUCCCAGGCUGAAGUUGCAAUCCACAAUAUCUUCAUGGUUUUUUUAAAAAAAAAUUUAAUUAUUUUUAGCUGAAAAGACACGUGUUCUCCCUGUCUUCCCUCAGUAGGGGAAGCCCAGGAUCAGUUUGGUUUCAGGAGGAGAACUUUUGCAAUAAUGAGGUUUUUUUUUAAAUAAUUUUAAAGACCAGUUUUUGGUUAGGCUACGCAGGUAUAACACAGAGGCUACCCUUUAUUUUCUCUGUGUUACAUCCUUCAAUCAGGCAUGGGAUCUACCAGCUGGCCUAAGCCUGAAACAUGUGCCUCGUCAAAGGCUCUUUAACAUCACUAGCAGAGCUUUUACCAUGUCCUAAUUCAGUAUCAGUAAAAGGGAACAUGAUCACUGAGGCCAGUCAUCCCCUUAAACUCCACAUUAGAAUCCAAUGAUGGUUAGACAUUUCUUUUUCCUUUUUAGUUUAUUUGUAUUCGUUAUUUAAAGCAGUAGUCAUGGCUUGUCGUGGUCACAAUAUAUUCUGACUGCUAUUCAGAGGGUGGUUUUAAAAAGAUUUUGCUGAAUGCUGGAUCAGAUACUAACCUGAGCAUUUUAUAGUGUUUACAUGCUUAAGCACAUAGUCUAACAGAAUGUAUUGCAUACAGUGUGCCUUAUAGCAUGGAGAUCGCUGACUGUGUUGAUGUGUUACUCGCUGAGUUUGGGCGUUUCUGUGACACAGUACAGUAGAGAUUUAAACUACAGAGGUCAUACAGGAACAAAGCCCUCUCAGUGAGGAAGAACUACAUACCGUUCCUGCGUAUCAGCAAAUACAUCUAGAUCAUCUUGAAUAUUUAAAGCCAGACUGGUUUCUUACUCACUCAGGAUACAACUCAAGAACUUUGUGUUCAAGUGUUUUAUUUUGUUUUUAUUUGUUUGUUUUGUAUCUUUUUUUAAGAGAAUGCUGCAAGUUAAUAAUCUACUGAACAGUGCUUCAGCUGGGCUUGCUUAGCAGGAUUGGAAUUUAAGGACAUACCUAAACCAAUUGGUAUGUGCCCUUACUGGUUUCAGGGAACCAAUCGGUGCCUAUUUCUUAGCCAUGCUGUCAUUUAGGUCCCUGGCAAUUCCAAUGCAGUUAAAGGGGAAGCUUUAGAUAUCUUUUAUAAUAAAAUCCUCCUUCUAGUAAGUGAAUCUCUACUAAGGGGAAGCUUUAGAUCUCUUUUAUAAUAAAAUCCUCCUUCUAGUAAGUGAAUCUCUACUAAGUUUUGCAUUUUGCAACACUAAGCUCUAAAUGCUCAAUCGUGAAAAUGAAUUUGGUUGUAUAGUUACAAAUGUUUCGAUAUUUUUUCCAUUCCCUUUCCAACCCAGCAUCCUCUGUAGAGACUCCAAGUUUUCCUCAUCGCACUCUCUGAAUUGCAUAUGGAUCCGUUGGUUUUUCGUAAUUCAGCAAUUACAAUGCUCGCUGUGGUGAAGUUGGCUGUUAUUAAACCAGGAUGCCGAAUGUAGUACAGAUUGUGGCUGCAGUUCUCUGUAUGCGGUGAGGUGGAGAGGAAACUCGACAGAUGAUACAAAUUAGCUGCAAUGGCUCAAAUAUAUCAUUUCAUUUAGCAAUGCUUUGCUAAUUCAUGGGAGACAUUAUAAUAUGGCAAUUUAGGCUUGUGUCUGCAUGGUUGGUGCAGACUGGGGCAGGAAAUCUUGAACACAUGGUGUUGAGUUGAGGUGGGCUGGACCCCCAUGUGCCUCAAUACAAAUCUGGACUAUCUUGCGUAGAUAAUUUUAAUGCAUUUUCAUAGCAGAGGCUAUUGGCUUCACGUAAGCUGCCUUCAAAGUAAAUGCCCUGAUGCUCGUAUGGAGCGAUCCAGCUUUUGUUUUUUAAACUGCUUUUCUUAUAUGAGGGUGUAUGAAAAUUCGAAUGCUAAAAAAUCGUCUGCAAACAAUUUCAUUUUGAGAUGUAUUCAUUAAGAAAGAAUAUUGAUUUAUGAGAUGUAAAUGCUGACUUUGAGGAGUGUAUAUAAUGUAUAUAGGGGGACACAGCACACACAUGACUGGUGUUUGCUAACGUCAUCCAGUUAACCGUGUUAUUGAAAGGUUACACUGGAGCUGAUAGGGAGUGUGUUCAGCCUGCUGUACCAAUAAUGCACAGAUGUGGAGGUACUCCACUCGGGGAACCUGCAAGUUAAUCCACCUUUACUUCUGCAUACUUGUCUAUCAGUAAAAAUUCAGUCAGCAAAACGUCCAAUGGAUGGGUUGUUUCUGAUGUUAAAAAUCUCCACCAUCUAAUUACUGCUGGGGUGAUAACACCAUGUUCUUUUUCUGUAUACUUGUAUGUACAGAUAUUCAUAUAAAAUACAUGAAAUCCAACACUGCGUAGUAUUUCAUUUCUUUAGAAACAGCAGCCUAUGCUAUAUAUGUUAACGUAUACGAGAUAAGCCACAGCUGGAUUAUUAGAGCAUUUUACUGUACUGGAGAAUCAGGGGUUGGCUUUUCAGUACAAGUACACUUCAGGAAUUCAUUUUGUAAAAUGACAGACUUUUCCUUAUACCAUUAACCCAUACAUGUAUAUACAGUAAACAGUUUAUUUCAAGUUUACAGCACUGUAUACUGAACACCGAUAUAAAGGCAUGGCUCCAGUCAGAAAUCACACCAAGUGGGGGUCCCCGAGUGGCUCCUCCAGUUAAAGCACUGCCGCUGGGAGCGCAGGGUGAGUCACCCAGCUUGGACGCCGCUGGUUCAUAUCCAGACUGUGCAAAGAAGCUGAACUUUGCUGGGGACUCCGAAGGGGGCGUCACAUUGGCUCUGACUCUCCCGGGGUGGGGGAUGGGAAACCAGCAGGGAUUCCUUCUCCUCAUCGUGCAACAGCGAACCCUACUGGCCAGACAUAGAGCACAUUCAGAGUGGAUUAGAGGCAGGGCUGGUCUCUGUUCUCCGGGGUUGGCAGCCCGCCCACCUCUGCUCUGGAUUGAUCAGUGUAAAAGCGAUUCUGGCUUUAGGCUUGUGAGAUCGGAGGACACUCACACACCCUCAGAACGUCUGUGCUGUGUGGGGACUCGCUGCGGUGAGGAGAAAAAACAUAAUUGGAUAUUCCAAAUUGGGGAGAAAAAUAAAUACAAAUAAUAAUUGGUCACUCAAAAAAAAAAAAAAAAAAAUUAGUGUGCAUAAUAAUGAAGUGCUAAUUGAAUAUCUGCUUGUAUCUAGAAAUGCAGUGGUGUUUCUGCAUGUGGCCGUGCUUUCCUUUGUAUUCCUGUGUUGCAGGGAAGUGGAGUAAGCCUCCCCAAUCCUUUGAAGGGAUAAUGCCUGUGAAUUGAAGAAGCAUGUGUACAUCAAGUUUGAUUAAUUAAUGAAAAAGGAUGAGUGUCAGGCUCUAUCUGAUCCACAACAGGAACAAUGCGUACAGCUAUUUGGCUAAUGCCUUCCUCUGUGUGUUUACAUUGCAUUAUCUGGAAUGUCUAUAUACAUUUUACCAAGGAAUUUCUCCCAUGCUUGGAUGUGGGUUGGCUGUUGUGUAAAUGGGGACAGACAGGUUUGUCAAUGUGUUCCAGUGGCUCUCAAUAGUAAGUCUCUUCACCACUACACAAGUCUAUGAAAGAGAAACUCUCUGCAAAACUGUUGAAACUAUCCAGGGGCAGUCUUUCUGUAAACGUACUCUGUGCUGAAAGCAUUAAAGCAAGUUUUAUUUGUACAUUUGUUUUAAAUGUACUGACCGCACAAAAUGAGAAAUGAUUCUCUCUUGAAUGUAAUAAAACAAGCUUUAAUAGCUCUGAAGGGUAAACGAUUAGGAUACAAAGUGAACCUUUUUAAAAAAAGCAUUUUAGGAGAUGAUUUGUGAGGACUCAUUUUGAUGGAGCCCAGGCCUUUUAUUUGCCUCAUGGGUAACAGUGGAAAUUUCCAAAUGGAAAAUUUAGGAAAAUGUGUUUUUUUUUUUUUAAACUUGAAAGCUCAGCUAUGAUUCCAAAAUGUUUUGGUUUUUUUGUAGGAUUUUGUAAGACGUGUAGAAUAAACCUGAUUAAUGUUAUUGUUUUGUCUAGAUAUUGCACUGCCAUAGCCAGACUGACACAUUGAUAUGCACGUGUGGAUUGGUGAUGUGAUGUGUAUAUGACGGUAUAUAUAUUGUAUUCUGCAUUGUGCUUUUGUAUUUGGGAUGUUAAUAGACUUUUACUGGGUUAUCAUGGAGAUGGUCGUGUAUAUAGUUAUUGGUUUCUACUGCUGUUGCAAAGGUUAAAGGCGGUGUGAAUGGAGCUUGCCGUCUCUUUGUUAAACACUAGAACUAACAAACUAAUAGAGCAUUGUUCUAGCACUGCUAAUUACAGGAAGAAAUCGGUUCAUUAUUAUGGGGCAAAUGAAGAAAAAAAUAAGAACAAACUGUCAACUUUGAAAUAACUACUCGUGUAGACUUUUCUUGUACAUAUAUUUUGGUUGUGCUUUUAUAAUAAAGAAAAAAAAAAGUUUGAUUCAGAAAA